This is a messenger RNA of Fraxinus pennsylvanica, 4212 nucleotides long. NCBI's taxonomy places the organism in Eukaryota, Viridiplantae, Streptophyta, Magnoliopsida, Lamiales, Oleaceae. The record is from the annotation of a GenBank genome assembly.
AUGGCAUUUGACCAGAAGUCAGAAUCCAAAGAUUUGCGCCCUCUGAAUAUUCCCAGAGCAGUGCCUGAAGACCCACGCGUUGCACCUGUGACAUCGUCUGUCAGGCCCAUUGAAGGGUUUUACCUGAACCCUCCUCGUGAUGCCGGGGGCAACCUCGAUUCUUUGCCUCCAGUAUACUAUCCAGCCACGAUUUCUGAUGCUGGAUUUAUACCACUGGGAUAUAGCAAUGCGGUCCCUGGGGCUGCCGGGUGGGUCGUGCGUGGAGUGCCGCCCCAAUGCCAAUCGGGCGUGCUUGGUGCUUCUGUGCUUCAUUCGGUGUGCGGGUCUAGUAACAGUCCAAAAUUUGGAGCGCAGGUAGCGGGCAGUGCUUCUGAUCAUACUAGUGACGCGGGUGGUGAUGGCUUUGUGUUUGGGCGGAAGGUUAAGUUUUUGAGUAGCUUUGGGGGCAAAAUACUGCCUAGGCCGAGUGAUGGGGCAUUUAGAUACGUCGGUGGGCAGACUAGGAUAAUUAGCGUUAGGAGGGAUGUUAGUUUUGGUGAAUUGGCUCAAAAGAUGGCAGAUACAUAUGGGCAGAAUGUGGUGAUGAAGUACCAAUUGCCCGAGGAGGAUCUUGAUGCACUUGUGACGGUUUCAUGCCCUGAAGAUCUUGAGAAUAUGAUGGAUGAGUAUGAGAAGUUGGUUGAGAGGUCUUCAGAUGGGUCGGCUAAGUUGAGGGUAUUUUUGUUUUCACCUUCAGAACUUGAGUCUGCCAAUUUGUUACAUUUUGGAGAUUUCCAGGAUAGUGGGCAGAGGUAUGUUGAAACAGUGAAUGGAAUUUUGGAUGGAUUUGGUAGUAGCGAUGGUGGUAGUGGUAGUCAUCGUAUUGCUAGGAAGAAGAGCUUUGAGAGUGCUGUUUCCACUCAGAAUUCUGAUUUGAGUGGUACUGAGGGUGCUGAUAACUCCGGCCAUGGUCAUGGUGAGGUUACUGGUUCUCCAUCUACUGGUGGAUUAUCACCGAGGGGAAAUCCCGUUGUUUCUCUUGAAACAGCUCCAAGAAAUGUGUGUGCUGAUCCUAUUGUUGCAGUAUAUACGGAUCCUUCUACUCAACUGGGUAUUCCCAUGGCUAAAUCUGGUCCAGCUACAACUGUGGCUGCUGUCUCUGAACAAGAGUUACAGAGAUAUUUGCCUCUUAAUGUCCCACAGCCACAGAUGGGAUAUGAUUUCCAGCAACCUGGAGUGACUUUCCCAGCAUCUUCAUCUCAUGUUCAGGCUUAUGUGGAUCCUCACUAUGAAACCUUGAAUCAUGCUGAUUAUGUGCAACCCCCUUCUCAGAUGGGAUUCCCUGCAAACAUUUAUGGUGCAGUUGGGCCUGUGUUCUCCCAACAGCAGUUGCCAGCUGGAGCUUCUCCUCAGCAGUUUAUUCCUGCAGUAAAUAUGACAAUGAAUCCUUCAUUUAUCAGUAUGAAACCUAAUGCAGUUUCAUCUAUUAUUCAGCCUCAGCAAGUUCGUUUGGGGCAUCAUCCUGCAGAAAGCACACUGCCACAAAGGGUUGUCCAGGUUCCUGCGGACCAAGGAUAUGGUGUGCAGUAUGCUCAGGUCCCUACAACAGUGCCAGGAGGAGUGUAUGGUUGGCAUCAAGUCCCACAUCUUCAGCCCGUCUUUUCAGAAGGAGGGUUGCCCUCUCAACCAGUUGUGGUUUCUGAGAAAAUUCCUAAACUCGAUGACUGUUACAUGUGUCAAAAAGCAUUACCACAUGCUCAUUCAGAUUCAAUAGCUAAGGACCAAAAUGGAAGUCCUGCAAGCAUGUUGUCUGACUCGAGAACAAUUUAUCAGAGUCUCCGGUUGGAUGAUAAUGGGCAGCUGAUGAUCCGGCCUGUAUUAUCUGGUUCUCAAACAGAAAGUGUUUCUGAACAACUGGUAGCUGGAGCUCUACCAAGAAUUAUGGGUUAUGUGGAUCAUGAAGCUGGAAAAGUCCAAGUAGAUAGAAUUGGGGUCUCCCAGAAUCCUGAGGGACCUUACGCUAAUGAUAAAACUAUUCUUCAGAAGGCACAGAAUCCUGAACAUUUCGAGGUGUCAACUCCCCAGGGUUUAAUGAUGACAAGCAGUGCACAAUCUUCACAUGGUGUAUUUGUGGCCAAUAUCCCUCAGACGUAUCAAGAUUCUGUCCAGCAGCUUGUUUCAUCUCAAUACCAGGUUGUAGAGGGUUCCACAAUGAGCAGACCAGUUAAUAAUGAUAUAGCUUCUGUUGGAGGCAUGCUUUUACAGACUUCUGAUUACGUUUCUCGCGAACCCUCGAAAGUCUACUUUGGUAAAGUUGCUGGAACCAUUCCUAAAGAAGAUUCAACUUCCAUGGCCUUUGACCAGCUGAGACAAAUAGAUAAGAGGUUGGAAAAUCUUCAGAUGUGCCCUUCUGAAGUUCUAGCUAAUAAUGAGCCGGUCAAGCCAGUUGCUGAACCCAAAAAGGAAGAUAUAUUGGAGAACAGAUUACAACAGGUUACUGGGAGGGAGGGUCCCAAAAUGCAUAAUUUUCUUCCAGCAGAAUCCUAUGAAUUGACUGAACCUCCUCUUUUAGGUAAUCCCAAUUCUUACCUUCACUCAAAGCUUGGGGUUAGUAAUUUGGCUGCUGAUGAAAUUUCUGCUGGCAACCCUGGUGUGGAAUCUGCUCAUCCAGCUGAAAUAAUUCCACCUACUAAUAAAUGGAAGGAUGACACUCUAUGGCCUCAACUAAGGAUUCCUGCUGACUUAGAAUCUGUUGACCUGGAGGGAAAGGGACAAUCUGUAGAUCCAUCCUAUGGGGUUGCAGAUAUGCCAGAUAACUCAAACUCACUAUUUAGCAACCAGGAUCCUUGGAUUUUACGUCAUGAUUCUCAUUUUCCUCCUAGACCUAGCAAAAUUCAAAUAAGAAGAGAAGCUGGAGGGACUAGGGAUGCUCCUGGUGACAGUCAUCCUGUUAAUGGUGAGUUACAAACAGGCAAUUGCAAGGAGUUGGACAUAAAGGUACCAUUGGAAGAUGGAGCUUUCCUGUCAUCUGGAAAUUUGAAUGGAGGUUUAAGAUCCGAGCAUGUUAUGUCUGAUAAAGGGUCAGCAGAGGACCUCAUUAAGCAAGAACUUCAAGCUAUUGCCGAGGGAGUUGCCGCUUCUGUUCUUCAUCAUUUGUCUAUGCCUUCUAAUUCUGAACUAUCAGAUGCCAGGAGCGAGUUUCUAUCUACAACUCUACGAAGUGGUGAAGAUCAAAAUACUAAUACAGAAAUGGAGCUUAGAGAGAAAUAUGAGGAUAUCAAGACUGAAUUCGCAGAGAAGAUAAAUUUUGGAUUUCCUGCAGAUAGUAUUGGCCGAUUACAGAUAAUUAAAAAUAGUGACUUGGAAGAGCUACGUGAACUUGGUUCUGGUACCUUUGGCACUGUUUAUCACGGUAAGUGGAGAGGCACCGAUGUUGCAAUCAAACGGAUAAAUGAUAGAUGUUUUGCAGGGAAACCAUCGGAACAAGACCGCAUGAGAGAUGAUUUCUGGAAUGAGGCAAUCAAGCUUGCUGACUUGCAUCAUCCCAAUGUGGUUGCUUUUUAUGGUGUUGUGCUUGAUGGCCCCAGUGGUUCAAUUGCAACUGUUACUGAAUACAUGGUUAACGGCUCUUUGAGAAAUGCUUUGCAGAAGAGCGAGAGGAAUCUUGAUAAGCGAAGAAGGCUUAUGAUCACCAUGGACGUAGCUUUUGGAAUGGAGUACUUGCAUGGAAAGAAUAUAGUGCAUUUUGACUUGAAAAGUGAUAAUUUAUUGGUUAAUCUACGUGAUCCACAUCGACCUAUAUGCAAGGUUGGUGAUUUGGGGCUGUCAAAGGUAAAAUGUCAGACACUAAUUUCAGGUGGCGUGAGGGGAACUCUUCCAUGGAUGGCACCGGAGCUUCUUAAUGGCAGUAGCAGCCUUGUGUCUGAGAAGGUUGAUGUAUUCUCGUUUGGAAUUGUAAUGUGGGAACUUCUUACUGGAGAAGAGCCGUAUGCGGACUUGCACUAUGGAGCCAUUAUUGGUGGUAUUGUGAGCAACACAUUGCGACCUCCUGUGCUGGAUUCUUGUGAUCCGGACUGGAGAGCUCUGAUGGAGAGGUGUUGGUCUGCAGAACCAUCGGAAAGGCCAAGCUUCACUGAGAUUGCAAAUGAACUACGAAGCAUGGCAGCUAAGCUCCCUCCAAAAGGACAAGUCCAGCAGGCACUUUCAUCAACAAAUCCUCAAGUCAAAAGCUAA